AUGGCCCCGCAGCGCCGGGCGCUGCCCCGCGGCCCCGAGAGCGCCGGGACCGGGCCGGGACCGGCGACGGGAACAGGGACGGGCCGCGGGGGCCGCCGGCACAGCAGCGCCAGGAAGGGCCGGUCCCGGCAGGAUCCGCGGGGAUGGCGGGCGAAGGCAGCGAUCCUGCUCCUCCUCUGCACCGCGGCCGUCGGCGGCCUCGUGCUCUGGAGCCGCCUGCUCGCCCAGGAUGGGAUCUCCGGGGAUGGGAUCCUCCAGGACGGGGUCACCGAGGUGCUGGCACAUCGCAGCGACAGCCUGCGGGACAAGUUCGUGGAGAUCCCCUGCUCGGAGGACUACGACAGCCACAGACGGUUUGAAGGGUGCACUCCUAGGAGGUGUGGAAGGGGUGUGAGCGAUGCCAUAAUCACAAGGGAAGAAGCUGAAAGAAUCCGUAGAAUAGCAGAGAGGGGACUGUCCUUGGGAGGAUCUGAUGGAGGGGCAUCAAUUUUGGACUUGCACUCCGGAGCUCUUUCCCUGGGGAAGCAUUUUGUUAAUCUGUACAGGUACUUUGGGGACAAAAUUCACGACAUCUUCACGGAAGAGGAUUUUGCGUUGUAUCGGGAUGUGAGACAGAGAAUUCAACAAAGGAUCGCUGAGGUGUUUGGGAUCAGCUCUUCCUCCAUGUACCUGACCAAGCCAACCUUCUUCUCCAGAAUGAACAGCACAGAGGCCAAGACAACCCAUGAUGAGUACUGGCACCCCCACGUCGACAAGGUGACUUAUGGCUCUUUUGACUACACCUCUCUGCUCUACCUCUCUGACUACACCCAGGACUUCGGGGGAGGACGGUUUGUCUUCCUGGAUGCAGAUUCCAACAAGACAGUCGAGCCCCGAGCAGGCCGGGUUUCCUUUUUCACCUCUGGGUCGGAGAACCUUCACCGUGUGGAGAAGGUUCACUGGGGCACUCGCUUUGCCAUCACCAUCUCCUUCACCUGCAACCCAGAGCACGGCAUCGGGGAUCCAGUCCUGGGGUGACUCCUCUGGGGGUGGAGCACGAGGGCAAAUGGAAGGAGAGAAGCCCUGCAAGAGGAGAGGAAAAAGGGAGAUGACAUCUCUUGUUACCCCACGUUCAAUGAGAAUUGCCCAGCUGUAUCAAUGGAUUGUAAUACACUUUGUUUUCACGUGACCUUUUCCUUAAGGACCAUCUCAGAUCUGAUGCAUUCUGAAAAUGGUUUGUUCUGUCCCAAAGGGACAGGCUACAAAGAGGAGUUCUUCACUGGGCUCUUCAUUCUUUUUUUUUAGUACUAUUUUUUGAAAAUUCUUCAGUUUAAAAAAUACAAACCAUCUUUUGGGCCAUGCCUUGAUAUGUCUCCCUAUGCUGCUGUUACCUGUUUAAUUCUUUAGCCUUUUCAGUUACUCAUGUGAUGUAGAAAGUUUAACCUAAGUUAAUUGAGCAAGGUGAGUGUUAUUUUGAACAUACUUCCUCUUGAGAGGAAUGGAUUCUCCUGAGCAUGGGCAUUAAUGGGCAGUACACCUGGGGUUUGGCUACUGGGACUUACUUGAACUUCUGUUUUAACUGAACUACUACUAUUUUUUGCUACAAACAGGGACUAGUUAAUACAAGGUCAGCAAUGCAAUUCUCUGGCCAGAAAGCCUAUUGCUUUUGGACUGCAAAUGCUUUGUGCAGGGAAUGUCACUGCACUAGAUCCCUUUGAUCAGAAUGCAGCAUUCCCAGCUUGCCUUGUUUCCUUUGGAUUUCCAUGAAAAUGAUCAGUCUCCUGGUUGGAAGCCCAGUGUUAGGGUUAUUAAGAACUGUUCAUGGAGAUGGCUUGACCAUGUAACCCUGUACAUUGAAUCAAAAUUCAAAAGGAGAGCUGGGCAGAGGUAACCAAUCCUCUGGAUUCAUCUAAGAAUUCCUCAUUAUCCAGUGCCCAGGAAGGGCAGUGGGUUGGGAGGGGAAGAGCUGAGAAAAAAGACAUAGUUUUGUUGAGAUUUGCCAUAGGCCCGUCCUGGCCUCCUUAGACUCAGUCCUGCAAAGCCUGACUUGCUGCCUGGAGGGCUGGAUCUCAAAACCUCCUGAGCCUGUGGGCUCUGAGGGAAACUGGUGUCCACCUGCAGUUGAAUUGUGUCCAAAGCAAUGUUUUAGCUGUUUCAGAAAGUCUCUCAGUAGCUAUUUUUGGACUUCUCUUUUUCAGUUUAGCAUGAAGACUUUUUUUCUGUUGACUAGGACCACUGGUAUUCCCUGGAUAAUAAACUGCAGGGGAGCUGUGUGAUUUGCAGUGCAGAUAAAGGAACAAAGUGUAAUCUUGCCAACAACCUUGGUUUCUUCCUGCAGUCAAAGAUUUCUGUUGUGGGUCAGGGAAUUGAUAAAUAAACUGUAGGAAAACAUAAUUUUUUUUCUCAGUCAAAUUAAUUAGCAAAUGUUGAUCUGUUAUAUUCCUGGGAUGUAUAAUUUCUAUGAAACACUGAAAAUCUGGGAAUGUGCUUUGAUUUUUAAUUUUUUUAAAAAAAAUUCUAUUCAUACAGUUUUGAUUCCUUAAUCUACCUUUUUAUGGAAAUAGUAAGUAUUGGGGGGAUUACCCUGCAGAUCAGUAUAAAGAGGAAUGGUGACAGGACACCUGGCCUUGUGAGUGCUCUCCCUGGGCACACCAGCAAGGUUAAGCCUCUGUCAUUUGAUUUCUUUGUUCUCAAACCUGAAAAAGGCUUCCUUGUCUGUGCUAACAAGGAAGGAUUGUUAAAAAUGCUGGAUGCAAGGAAACAAUAAAGUCAAUUGCGUUUCCUAUUGAAA
Lepidothrix coronata (blue-crowned manakin) is the source of this 2770-nucleotide messenger RNA. It is a transcript of the gene OGFOD3, whose product is annotated as 2-oxoglutarate and iron dependent oxygenase domain containing 3. NCBI's taxonomy places the organism in Eukaryota, Metazoa, Chordata, Aves, Passeriformes, Pipridae. The record is from RefSeq and is a predicted model, not a curated record. Gene Ontology annotation, molecular function: L-ascorbic acid binding; oxidoreductase activity, acting on paired donors, with incorporation or reduction of molecular oxygen; iron ion binding. The transcript has 9 exons. The coding region runs from base 1 to 1017 and encodes 338 amino acids. Gene Ontology annotation, cellular component: membrane.